Acytostelium subglobosum LB1 is the source of this 990-nucleotide messenger RNA. RefSeq lists its product as hypothetical. The transcript has 2 exons. Gene Ontology annotation, biological process: purine nucleobase biosynthetic process. Gene Ontology annotation, molecular function: methylenetetrahydrofolate dehydrogenase (NAD+) activity; methylenetetrahydrofolate dehydrogenase (NADP+) activity. The record is from RefSeq and is a predicted model, not a curated record. Lineage: Eukaryota; Evosea; Eumycetozoa; Acytosteliales; Acytosteliaceae. Bases 1 to 990 code for a protein of 329 amino acids. Gene Ontology annotation, cellular component: cytosol.
AUGGAGGAGAUCAACAGCAUUGUUUCAGCCAAGAAGGGAAAGAUCGACGUUACACCAAUCGCUACAUUGUUCAGAAAUGAGGUCAAGGAGUCCGUGCCGGCCAAUAUGCCAAAGCCAAGAAUCGUUGCCUACUUGACCACUGACGACCAGGGCGCCAUCGACUAUGCCAAGUGGACAAAGAUCGCCUGUAACAAGGACGGUAUCGAGUUCAUCCUGAAGAAGAUCGAGAGAGUUGACCUCGAGGACGCCAUCAUCGACGCCAACAACGACGACUCUGUGCACGGUAUCAUGGUCUACUAUCCAGUGUUUGGAGGCAUGCUCGAUGCCUACCUGCAGGAUGUCGUCCGUCCCGACAAGGACGUCGAGGGCAUGUCCACCACCAACAGAUUCAACCUCUAUCACAACAUCCGUUUCCUGGACGAGAAGAAGACCAAGAAGUGUGUCCUGCCUUGCACUCCUCUGGCCAUGGUCAAGAUCAUCGAUCAUCUUGGCAUCUACGACAAGUCGUUGCCCUUUGGCGAGCAUCUCAAGGGAAAGGUUGUUACCGUUGUAAACCGUAGUGAGAUUGUAGGCAGACCAUUGGCUGCUAUGCUUGCCAACGACGGUGCUUUUGUAUAUUCUAUCGAUCUUAAUGGUGUUAUUUGUUUCCAGGCUGGCAAGCGACAGGGAACAAUCAAGAUGUCAGAGACAACCGUGUCCAAGGAGGAGGCCAUCCAGAAGAGCGAUAUAUUGAUUCUUGGUGUGCCAUCACCCAAGUACAAGGUGGAUAGCGCUCUGAUCCGUGACGGUACCGUCGUCAUCAACUUUGCCGGAUGUCUCAACGUCGACGAGUCGGUCGACAGCAAGUGCAUCAUGGUGCCAGCCAUCGGAAAGGUUACCAUUGCCAUGCUCGAGAGAAAUCUGAUGCGUCUCUACAACAACCAAAUGCAAUCUUACACUGGUGGUGCCGUCGCCAGCACCUCCACUGCCACCACUGAGGCCCAGCAGUAG